Messenger RNA from Bursaphelenchus xylophilus (pine wood nematode), 4197 nucleotides. Lineage: Eukaryota; Metazoa; Nematoda; Chromadorea; Rhabditida; Aphelenchoididae. The record is from the annotation of a GenBank genome assembly.
AUGGCCAGAAAGUUAUUGACUCGAGAGCAUUUGAAACCCCUCUUUCCGGACGAUUACGACAAAUUCGCACAUCCCUGUAAGAAAACGCCACGGGAUCGAGUUCUGGACCACAAUUGGCAGCCGUUGCAAGAGCAGUUCGCGUUACUCGAAGCAGUGAAGGAGGAUAAUCCAAUUCUGAGGGAUUUAUCGAAAUGGCCAAGAGUUUCAGUUGCACACGACUUUGGAGAGCGGCUUCGCCCGGAUGAUCUUAAAAUCAUCGUUCAGAGUGAUGUGACUGACUUGUUGUUUAAGGCGUGCCGGUGUAAGUUUGAUCUUUCUUUGUAUUUUUUCAACUUUUAGGAAAUCUCCUUCUGAUGUCAAGAGUAAUCUAAAGAAAUUUUUGUCGCAUAUGUAAAUGUGAAAAAAAAAAAAAUUUUAUGUUUGUCCAAGACUUUCUAUAUUCUUCUGCUUCAUUUUACACUGAAAAUUUCAGCGUUGAAGCACAACGAACUUGUUUUUGGUGAGAACUUUGAUCUUUUUCAAGCCAUGAAUGCCGCCGAGCUGAUGGAGCCAAAAAUGGAUUCUGGGAUGGAAAAGAGAGUGCCUUUUAUCAUGACGUCCGAGAAAGCAAAGGUGAUUUACACUCUCCGAUGUAUAUUUCACACCUCUUUAUGUGAUUCAUGAUCGAUAUCCCACUUUCAGUUCAUCCAAUCCUACAAAUGGUCCGAAAUCGAUCACAUAACAAUGUGUGAUGCUCAGCUGGCUCUGAUAGCUUCAUGGAUGAUUAAUGUGGAGAGUCUGGACACCACUGUCUUCACGAAUAUCCUCGCUUUACAUCCGGAAUGCGCUGAUAAUGAUCCAAUUCUGCGUGCGAUUUUUUAUGCCUGCAAUUGGAUUGUAUCGAUGUUUAUAAACUUGGUAGAGAGUGCUGAGACCCUUUGCGAGGAGGUUGGUUGGGAACUUUAUGCAGAUUUUGCAUUGGAAUAUGUUUUUUUUCAAUUUUUUAUGUUGUUGAUGCAUUUUAGGACGCUAUGAAUCGAAAGACGACCCACAGAUUCAACGCUCCGAAUUAUCGAGAUGUUAUCGGCUCCCUUUACAAGGCAAUUGAGAUCAACAAUUCGGAAAAUGCCUUUAAUCAGGUGACUUUUUUGAAGUUUUUAUUUCGAUUUUUAGACCAUGUUUGUCAACCAAGACGGCAGCCUAAAAGAGGAUCGCCCAGCUCUCCGAACCUACAAAGAAGCCGUCGCUGUUCGUUUACUGUUCUUCAAGUUUCUCAUUCAAGCCAUCUCUUGCGCAUUUCCCCUCUUGACGCGGGCGCCAGAGCCAGAGGAGCCGGCAGAACCGGUCCAAAAAUCGAAAAAGGCCAAAAAACAACAGAAGAAGCCGAAAAAGAAAAAAUUGGACCCGGUGGACCAGGAGAGCCCCGAUAUACGAUCAAUGUCCAAGAAUUUCCUAACGGCCUAUUCGUAUGUCUGUUUGGCCCUCGAAUCCUGUGAUUUUGGGCGCGCACCACCGCAAGGAUUCGAUUAUGAAAAUAUUGAAGCAGUCCGGGUUUCGGGCAAGGGUUCGAAGGAGAGGACCCUGUUCAAUGAGAUCGCCAGUGGCUUUUUUGACUCCAAUCCGGACGGUGGGUUUAUUUGAAGUUUUAUUUUGUGACCUAAACUUGGUGAAAUGUCGAAAAAUGGAGAAUUUAUAUUAUUUUAGACGAUUUGUUGAAAAAAUAUCAAUUUAUGACUAAAUUUUUAGGCGAUUUUGCCUGGUUGCCCACUAUAAUCCCAGACCUCAAGUUCCACUACCUCCCCAACAACUUCCCGCAUGAAGUGAAAAUAGUUUCGAGGCAUCGCGCCAUCUAUUUCUUUGGCCAUUUCCUCCAAGAAUUGUACGAUGGAAUCCAGUCGAUUGUCUGCCUCCCAUGGGCUCUUGAUGACAUCUUUGCGACGUUUUAUAGGUUCCAAAAGCUCCAUGUUGUGAUUCGCAGCUUCUUGGAGCUGACUGUUUUGACCAGCAAGUUGAAGAUACUGUACUAUUACAACCUCGAGGAUCUCACGGAAAAUGGAAUCGACGACUUCUCAACUACCUACAAAAUGAAACAGCUGACGUAAGAUUUUUGUUUGGGAUGAUGUUUGGGGGGUUUUGACAGAGUUUUUUGUAUGUUGCGAAGUGUCAAGGAAGUUAUUGAUUUAUUUAAUACUUAUAUUUAUAAGUAUUUUUCAGAACUCUCCCAUUCACGAUCUCAAUGGCCUCCGACCCCUUGCCAUAUUUCAACCUCGACGAACCGGAUUGGCCCAUUUUGGACCCGGAACAGUUGGCUGACAUGUGCCCAACUGCUGAAGGGAUAAGUGAAGAAGAUCGAAUGCAUCGAUUAAUGGAACUGCGACGAUUCAGUUACCUCAGCACGAUGAAACAGCUGAUAUAUGACUUGAGCCGAGUCCACUCUCAUCAUCUUCAAUACCUGGUCCAUUCGAUGUUCCAUUUCAGGCUCAGAAUGUGCACAAACUUGGCUGGAUUGUAUGCCAGUUAUCUCCCCAAGGUGCGUUAACGGGUUUAGAAAAUUAUUUUGAGCGAUUUUCAAGACAUUUCACCCCAUUUUGGUAUGAGAGAAAGACUUGACACUUUUUUGGAACAGAUUGGGUCAAGUGUUCCUCUCUGCCAAAAAGUAUAUUUUCGGAUGUGUAAAAUGUUUUUAGAUGUGUUUUUUUGUAGGCUCAGAAGCUCGAAGCAUGCAUGGAACGCUCGAUGAUGUCGUAUAAUCGCAAGGCCUUCGAAGAUCACAUUGAUUUAGUGAAGAAAACGGGAGAACAACGCCCCCUCCCUCAAAGAUUCACCGGAUGUCCGCCUCUCAUCAGCAGCUACAUCCAAUAUCACACGUUCAUGUUGACCAGGACACAUUUUCAACAAACAUUGCAUUUGGAAAUCAUUCCAAUGGCCGAAUUGGAUAUGGUCAUGUUCCUUUAUCUGUGUGUCCUAAGGCGAUUUGGGACGCUGAUCAAACGGCAGAUGUGUGGAUUUGAUACGUACACUAAAUUACGUAAGAAUUCACUGGUUUUGGUUGAUUUUGCAAUUUUGAAGGAUUUCGUGGUGGGACCCAACUUUUAUAGAAAUAAUGGGAAAUUUUACUUUCAAUAAUUUGGAUAUCGUAUUUGGAUACUACGGUUUUGUUUUCAGCCGUAACAGACUCCUUUGCCCGCAGCAUUGAAGAAAAAAGAGUUCUCGAAAUGAGGGCUCAAGAACGGAUCUGCCCGAACAUACUGACCGUCGCAGCGGAAGUACAAAUGUGCCUUGUUGUAUUGGCACUCAUCCAGAUCCUCAAGAAGGAAGGAUUGGUGCAGACCCCGCCAAAUGAAGAGACCUUGUUCCUCCAUAGAUGCAAGCAAUCAAUCCCGCAAACAGUCCGAGAAGAAUGCGAGGUCUGGCAGUUCAACCCGUCCUACAGCGAUUUCAAGUCUUUCUUGAACUUUAUGUAAGUGAAGGUUGGUUGGGAAUUGAAUUUAAGAGGGAUUUAUAGGAUAUUAUACUAGGCUUUAGAGUGGUCUUGGUGAAUUUUUUUGACUUUUUUGGGGGUUUUGACAGGUUUCGGUGGUUAAGUUGGCUUCUAUUAACGGCUCUAGUCUUAGAAAAUCUUGUAGUAAGACAUUUGACGAUAAUUCUUUGAUUUGUCGAGAAGUGUCCCAAAAAUUAUUAUUUUUUAGGUCUGUUAGACUGUUCAGUUCCCAAAACUAAAUUGAUCGCUCUAAUUUUCGUAUUUUAGGAGCCAAGACUACCUCCAAGGGAAGCCCCCGUGCAUUUCCACCCCCGAACUCUGCACAUAUGCCAACAUUCAAUUCCUCAGAGCCAAAGAAUUGUACACUCAUAUUGACGGGCACAAAACUUAUGCGAGAGAAUUGGCAAGUAUCGACAGGUUCCUGAAAGAAAUGAGUCAAUUGCAGCAUUUUGAGGUACGUUUUUUUCGAAAAUUUGUUUUUGAUAAAAUUAAAAAUUUUGCAAGUGAGAUUUUUUUUUCAGAAAAACGCUUUCAAAUUUACCUUCCCGAACAUUGAUUCGAUCAUGAUAUUCGAGAUUGAAACCCCUGGAGCACCCGAGACUAGACCUCCAAGACUCGCCAGCCCAAUUUCAGCUGAAGAAGGCAAAAAUGAGGAGAAUAACGUGGAAAAAGCGACGGAAGAACUACGAUCAGUCCAAAUUGAAGGCGAAAAGAAAAAGAAGAAAGGAAAAAGAUAG